CGGUGUUUCCCAAACGUGCACCCACGCCGCUGCUGGUAUCCCACCCCGCCCAGGUUAUGGAAAUGGACAGUUUUGGGAAUGAUCUGCCUUGAGCCCCCCGUCCCCCUCCCGUCCAUGAAUUGAUAGAGAUAAAUCAUAAUAAGAAUGGAGGGCGUUAACUGUGAUCCGCACAGGCCCGCUCAUCCCGGGAUUUUCCCAGCCGGCGAGUGCGGGCAGAGAGACCACCGGGCGGCGGAACGCAGCGUGGACUUCCCGGUGUCUGUGGUUCUUCCUGCCGCCGGCACCGGAGAGAGAACCGGGCUACACACACCGAAACAGUUCUGCUCGUUUCUGGGUAGACCACUGAUAAGCUUCACUAUCCAGGCCUUCGAGAGGGUGUCAUGGAUCCAGAGCAUCGUGGUUGUUGUUGCCAAAGAAAAUAUGGACCUGAUGACGGACAUCAUCCAGCGCUUCCAGCACAGGAAGGUUCGAGUGGUACCAGGAGGGUCGACACGACACAGGUCGAUCUGCAACGGGGUCCUGGCUCUGGGUGAGCAGGAGGAGGAGAGGCUCCCAGCAGACAGGCCGAAGGUGGUCAUCAUCCAUGAUGCUGUGCGGCCUUUUGUGGAGGAGGACUUUCUGUACAAGAUCGCCAUGGCUGCUAAGGAACACGGGGCAGCGGGAGCUAUACGACCUCUUGUUUCAACAGUGAUAGCCACCACUUCAGAGGGCUACCUGGAUCAUUCUCUGGAGCGAGCCAAAUACAGAGCCAGCGAGAUGCCUCAGGGAUUCACGUACGAUGUCAUCCAUCAGGCCUAUCAGAGGUGCACUGAGACAGACUUUGAGUUUGGCACCGAGUGUCUCCAUCUGGCUCUGCAGUACUGUGGCACCAAUGCCAAGCUCAUCGAGGGUCCGCCAACGCUGUGGAAGGUAACCUACAAACGGGAUUUGGCUGCUGCAGAGUCGAUUAUCAAAGAGACUCUGUCUCGGUCGGCCUGUGUUGUCACAGGUGGAUCGGCACAAGCUGUGAAGUUGGCUGACGCCCUCCAGAAGGCUGCCGGAGCUCUGGACCUGGAGCUGGACGUCAUCCCAGAUCUGACGGGAGACAGCGGCAGGUAUCUGUUAGAGGAGUGGAACUUCAUCCAGGUUUCUGUCAGUCGUUCUUGCCUGUCCGACGUGGAGUCCAUACUCAUGGAUUUGGAGGCAGCGAAUCGAGCUCUUCUUCACCCGCUGGUCGUCAUCUGGGUGCAUUUGAGCGGUUCGGAUGAGCUGUCCAUCAGCGGGACGAUGCCAGAGCCAGCGGCAAUCAUGGAGAUGGCCUCAGCAGCCAAGCGCCGAAAUGUUCUCCUCUAUGGCAUCCAGCUCCAUCAGUCAAAGGACACAGAGCGCUGGGAGAGGUCAGUGCUGAGGGUCGCUGAGAUCACUUCGGCCCUGAUCCGGGAGAGGAGCCCCGCCCUGGUGGGACAGCUUCUACAGGCAUGAAGAGAAGCAGCGCCAACAGAAAAUCCUCCUCAGCAUGACUCAUGAAGGCUGCAGGGAUGAGAUGGUACGUUUUUCAGGUUAAAGGGAUGCAUGAUUAAACAUUGCACUUCCAUAAAGUUUAGGGACUUUUGAGAGACAAACUUAAAAACAGAAGGGUCAAAACUGAAGCAGCAGAUACCCAGAUAUCCCCACUUUUAUCCCCAGGUGUGUGUCAAGCUCCAGAAACCCUCUAAAUCCUGCUCUUCCCAUAAUGCAACUGAAGAGCUUCUUUUGUUUAACUCUCUCUCUCUCUGGUACACACUGUAUUUUUCAGAUAUUAAAGCCCCCAUGUGUCAGAUUUCAAACUUUCAUGCUUUGGAGACUCCUAGUGGUAGUAUCAACAGAAGUCAUGGAAAUAAUUCAGCACAUUCAGGCUUUAAAAUGGUUAUAAAAUAAUGAGACAACAGCCCAAGUUUUCAGUUUUCGAGUGUUUUGCAACUUAUGGUCAGAGAAAAAAAAUCACUUCUGGAUUUUUGUCCUCUUCAGUAAAGCACAAAGCAACAGGGAGGAUCAUAAUAUCUAUGGACUGUGUACUGACCACACAGUAAAUAUUCCCUGUAGUAAUAUUCUGAUAAAGGACACCUCUGUUUCAUUGCGGUUUAUCACUGAAGGGAGAUGUGACUAUACAUCAACAAGUCUUGACUGAUGGAGGAGAGUUUGCGGCGUUAAUGACAGUAAAAAGCUGCUGUAUUGUCUCAUCACCACUGCUUUUACCACUUGAAAAAACUGGUAAUGACUGAAAUGGCAAUAUUUAAUAAGAGAUGUAACAAGAGGGUGCUUAUAUUUUUUUGUACUCCAUUGAAACUGCUUAUUUAAAGCAAUAAAGAUGUGUUUUUCAUA
Molecule: messenger RNA, 2340 nt
Organism: Toxotes jaculatrix (banded archerfish)
Lineage: Eukaryota; Metazoa; Chordata; Actinopteri; Toxotidae
Gene: crppa
Product: CDP-L-ribitol pyrophosphorylase A
Exons: 10
Coding region: 145-1461 (438 amino acids)
Biological process (GO): isoprenoid biosynthetic process; protein O-linked glycosylation via mannose
Cellular component (GO): cytosol
Molecular function (GO): D-ribitol-5-phosphate cytidylyltransferase activity
Source: RefSeq, a predicted model, not a curated record